GCCGCCGCCAUUUUGGAACCUUCCCCGAGGCUCCGCUCCGCUCUCGGGCGUUCUGUCAGCUGCUGCUGGGCCGCGCUGUCGCCGGGCAGGAUGAGCGUGAUAGACCAUGUGCGGGACAUGGCGGCCGCGGGGCUGCACUCCAACGUGCGGCUCCUCAGCAGCUUGCUGCUGACCAUGAGUAAUAACAACCCUGAGCUGUUUUCCCCGUCUCAAAAGUACCAGCUUUUGGUGUAUCAUGCAGAUUCUCUCUUUCACGAUAAGGAGUACCGUAAUGCUGUGAGUAAGUAUACCAUGGCUUUACAGCAGAAGAAAGCCUUGAGUAAAACUUCAAAAGUGAGACCUUCAACUGGAAAUUCUGCGUCUACUCCACAGAGCCAGUGUCUUCCUUCUGAAAUUGAAGUGAAAUACAAAAUGGCUGAGUGUUAUACAAUGCUGAAACUAGACAAAGAUGCCAUCGCUAUACUUGACGGGAUUCCUUCAAGACAGAGAACUCCUAAAAUAAACAUGAUGUUGGCAAACCUGUACAAGAAGGCUGGUCAGGAACGCCCAUCAGUCACCAGCUAUAAGGAGGUCCUGCGGCAGUGCCCCUUGGCCCUUGACGCCAUUCUAGGUUUGUUAUCCCUUUCUGUAAAAGGCGCAGAAGUGGCAUCUAUGACGAUGAAUGUGAUCCAGACUGUGCCCAACCUGGACUGGCUGUCCGUGUGGAUUAAAGCAUAUGCUUUUGUACACACUGGGGACAACUCGAGAGCAAUCAACACCAUCUGUUCACUGGAGAAAAAAUCCUUACUGCGAGACAACGUGGACCUGCUUGGGAGCUUGGCAGACCUGUACUUCAGAGCAGGAGACAGUAAGAACUCCGUCCUCAAGUUUGAACAGGCGCAGAUGUUGGAUCCUUAUCUGAUAAAAGGUGAAUUCUCCAGCCGUAGAGUGUCUUUCCCUAGAUGCCAUAGCUUCUAUAGCAAACGCUACUCUCGGGCCCUGUACCUGGGUGCCAAGGCCAUUCAGCUGAACAGCAACAGUGUCCAAGCUCUGCUCCUCAAAGGAGCAGCACUCAGGAACAUGGGCAGAGUCCAGGAAGCUAUCAUACAUUUUCGGGAGGCCAUAAGGCUCGCACCUUGUCGCUUAGACUGUUACGAAGGUCUCAUAGAAUGUUACUUAGCUUCGAACAGCAUUCGAGAAGCAAUGGUGAUGGCCAACAAUGUUUACAAAACUCUAGGUGCAAAUGCGCAGACUCUUACCCUCUUAGCCACCGUGUGUCUGGAAGAUCCAGUGACGCAGGAGAAAGCCAAAACUUUGUUAGAUAAAGCACUGGCCCAGAGGCCAGACUAUGUAAAGGCUGUCGUGAAAAAGGCAGAGCUACUCAGCAGGGAACAGAAAUAUGAAGAUGGAAUUGCUUUGUUGAGGAAUGCCCUGGCCAAUCAGAGCGACUGUGUCCUGCAUCGGAUCCUGGGGGACUUCCUAGUAGCUGUGAACGAAUACCAGGAAGCAAUGGACCAGUACAGUAUAGCACUGAGUUUGGACCCCAAUGACCAGAAGUCUCUAGAGGGCAUGCAGAAGAUGGAGAAGGAGGAGAGUCCCACGGAUGCUACCCAGGAGGAAGAUGUGGAUGACAUGGAAGGGAGUGGGGAAGAAGGGGACCUGGAGGGCAGCGACAGUGAGGCCGCCCAGUGGGCUGACCAGGAGCAGUGGUUUGGCAUGCAGUGAAGGCCCAGCGGCAGCUUCUGGUGAUUCUUGGACAGGCGGAUGCUGUGGGAGGAGUGUGCUUGUGACAGGAGUCCUUGCCCGUUUCCUCGCCUUGUGGUCAGGACUUCAGUCUGUCAGAAGGACUUCACUCUGCUCUGCUUUGCUGAGGACUGAGAGCGACCCAAGCUGCAGACUCACCAGGCUCUGAGUGGUUCUGAUGUACUGGUGGAGGACGCUUUUUUCUCUCGGUGAAUGGGUUCACAGGACACGCACAGGCAUGGUCAGAGGUGUUCUGGUCCUGGGCUCGCCCACCCCCUGGAAGGAAUGGCAGUGCAGAACUGUGUUUUUCACUGACUGCAGAGCGGCCGGCGCUCGGCCUCAGCUUGGGCGGGUCUGAGAAGCAGCAUGAUGAGCGUGUGGCCGCACCCUGGGCCGGUCCACCUAGUAAAACUGUUGAGUGCUGUCACAGACUCCUUCCGUCUCCUAGUCAGCCCUGAGACCCUACAGCAGUUUGCCAUAAAUACACCCCCUUCUCCUGUGUGUUUGGAGGCAGAGCCCUGAACCCUUCACACAGGGUCACCUGGCUCUCAGAGGCCCGAGGUCAGGGUCUUAUUUCAGCAUCUGUCCUCGAGCAGCUGAAAGUCACUCAGCUACUGGGAAGAAGUUGCCUCAUCCUCCCUCCUGGGUUCUGCAGGUAGAUGCCUUUCAAGAUGCAGACCAAGGUGCAUGAGCACAUGAAAGAUUGAUUGUGCCAGUGGUGGUGGUGCACGCCUUUAAUCCCAGCACACAGGAGGCAGAGGCAGGCGGAUCUCUGUGAUUCCAGGCCAGCCUGGUCUACAGAGCUAGUUCCAGGACAACUAGGGCUGUUACACAGAAAACAAAACCAAGCAAAAGAUUCAUUGUAAAUGUACAGUAGUCAAAUUCAGAGCAUCCAUCAGAGCAGUGGAAAGUGGGCCAGAGCAGCCUGGUGGUGACAUAUACUGGAGUCUUGCAUUUGGGAGGCAGAGGCAUGACAGUUCUACACAUGCUGGCCUACACAACAAGAUACAUGUCUCAAGAUACAUGGUAGGUAAAUGGACCAAGUCUCAUGAAAAUGUCUCGGUGUGAGCCUCAGCCUGUGCUCACUACCUGCCCUGAGCCAUUUCAUAGGCAGCAUGUAGGUGGUGCUUUUCCUGACGUGGCCUCCCUGACAGCACCACUGACCAGUCAGUGCUGAAAGAAAAGACAAAACCCUUUGAGCAUAACUUGAACGCAGUUCCCCCUCCUGUCCUCACUUCAGGCUGGAUUCGCAUAGGUCAGAUAGUUCUCCAGUUCCCUUCAGUGUCCUGGAAUUCUUCCCCUUCUUACAUGUCUCCCAUGCUGCAGGGAGCCUCUGGGCCAGUGUGACUCUCCAUCCUAGGUGGACCCCUCAGGUCCAGCCUUGGGCUGAGGCGGAAGGACUGUAGCAACCACAUGGUUAGGAAGCAGUUUCAAAGGAUGGAGUGUUGACGCUGCCACUUUGACUACAGCACAUCAGGAUUGGGAGCCCUGUGACUCUCCACUUGAACUGAUUAACUGAUUGCUUGCUGGGAAUCCAAGCAACCUGAGUGGCAAUGAGCCUUAAACAUACACGAUUCCCCACAGGGACCUUGUGGCAUCAGCCUGUCAUAGCUGGGAUGAAGUGUUUAUGCUAAGCUCUUGUACUCCCCAUCCAAGUGUGGGGGCAGCUGCCCUGGGUGCUUACCUCUGCAGCCUCCCAGGCUUAGGAUUCAGCAAGCAGGAGACCCCCGCAUAGCGCUGUCUUAUCUUCUGGCUGUGAAGAGACACCCUGACUAUGGUAACUCUUUUUGUUUGCUUUUUUUUUUUUUUUUUUUUUUUUUUUGAGACGGGGUUUUUCUGUUGCUUUGGAACCUGUCCUGGAACGAGCUCUUGUUGACCUUAAACUCGCAGAGAUCUGCCUACCUCUGCCUCCCAAGUGCUGGAAUUAAAGACAUGCGACACCACUGCCAACUCUUAAUGCAACAUUUAAUUGAGUUUAGAGUUUCAGAUGCUAAGUCCACUCUCUCAUCAUGGUGGGGAACAUGGUAGCACGCAGGCAGGCACUGAGCCUGUAGUGCCUCAGAAAUGGCUCAGGGCAGGUAGUAUGCACAGGUUGAGGUCACAGAGACUUUGAGGAGACUUGGCCUGUUUUAUUUAUCUUGUGUCUUUUGAGACAGAUCUUGCUGUGUAACCAGCAGUUCUGGAGAACAACAUCCUGAUCCAUAGAGAGCAAGCUUGGAGUUUUGAAGCCUCAGAACCCACUGCCCAUUCUGAAACACUACUUCCAAGGCCACGCACCUCCUAAUCCUCUGACCCUUUCAAAUGGUGCCGCUUCCUGGUGACUGAGCACUCAAACCUAUGAUCUGAGGGUCCUUCUUAUUAAAACCACAGGUGCUGAGGAGCUGUCAGCCGCUAGUCCUUCCUGGUGGGGACUGUAGCCCUGCCCUGCUCAUGGGCCUCUCUCCAUUGCCGAGUCCCUGCCCUGCUGGACCCAGUGGCCUGGUACAUGUGGUUCACCCACAGGACCCAUGGCAGCCACACACGUGUUUCUGAACCUUCCUCUGGCACACAACCAGCCAUCCAGCCAGCCUCACGCUUGGGUGUGGUUCUCUGCUGUAGACUCAGGGAUCUGGAACCCUGACCUGGGGCGUGGUUAUCUUUGCUCUGCCCAACUUCCUGGUUUUGGCAGGCUUGUUGGACUUGAGGCUGACUUCAGAGAGGUCCUGGAGCUCCACCCUGUAGACUACCUGUGAGUGGGAAGAAUGGGCCUUGACUGGCCUUACCUGUGGCAUCUGGCUGGGUCUUACAGCCUAAACCUGGCUCACCUAGGACAGGCCCGGGCCAGUAAGCAUCACACUGCUCCUGCCAGCACAGACUCAACACGCUCAUUGUGAGGACUGCCGAGACCAGUUCUCAAGGGCCACAUCAGCUGCGGAUGUCAGACACUGAGGCCAGACUGGACAGACAGCUCACCAUGGCCUCUGGGGAAGCUGCUGAGGUAAGCACCUUGCUCGGGAGGCCUCCCUCCCCUGAGGAGGAGGUGAGGCCUCAGCUGCCACCUCUCUCUCUGGGAGGAGGAAGGGCACAAAGGCUGGCUUCUGCUGUCAAGCUCCCUCCAGGCCUGACCAGCAGUAGACAGGGCAAGGGCAUGGGGUUUUCCUAGACCACAGGAAAUGUUUGUCAUUCGCAGGGGAGAGAGUUUAUGUUACAAAGCACACAUCAGCAAACCAGGAAGAUUCCAGAGCCCUACCGAUUGCCUGCUUAGUGGCCAUCAAUAGAAAGUUUAUCAGUCUGUUGGGAUGUAAGAAGUGUGGGCAUGCUGAGAGCUGGCUCAGAGGUUAAGAGCACUGGCUGCUCUUAAGGAUCCGGAUCAAUUCCCAGCAUGCACAUGACAACUUCCAACUGCCUGUACCUCCAGGAUCUGACAACCUCACAAACAUACAUGCAGGCAAAACACCAAUGCACAUACAAAGAAAAUAAGUCAUUAAAAAAGAAAAAAUUGCGGCCACGUGGAAAAUUCUGGUAGAUCCAAAGUUGUGGCAGCCCCUUGAUUCCACUUCUGGGAGAUGUCCAAAGGGAUGAAAGGGGGCGCUCAGACAGGGACUGCACGUCUGUGUUCACAAUUGACAAGAGGUGGGAACAACCCAGGCAUCCAGUGAAGAAUGCAUACACAGAAUGUGGUCCAGCGAAGAUUGUCACACAACCACAAAACUGAAAACAUGAAUGCACUUUAAGAAUGUUCUGCUAGAUGAAAGAUGCCGCUUAUCUCAAGCACCUGGAAGAGUCAAGUUUCUCACACUAGGCAGAGUAGAACUGCUGCAGCAGGAAAUGCAUGGCUGAGUGGGUGAGAGCUGCAGCUAGGGAUGCAUAGCUGAUGCACAAGAAUGUAGUUCCUGCUAGUGAAAUGCUUUGAAAAAUGUGAAAUGAAACGGCUGUGUAUGGCACACACUUUGUAUGAAAUGAAAACCCAGGCUCUGCUGGGCCUGGGUCUCAUAGGCUGGACACAUUCAUCACGUGCUGUGCAGAGCCCCUGCAUGCCCUUAGCUGUUGGUGGAUGCUUUUCUUGAGGUCAGUUUCUGACCCGACCCGAUAGUCCCUAGGGCACAAGAAGUUCACAUUCUUGUGGACUGCAGUGUGCCACGAGGGCCAUCGUGGAUGUUGGCAUUCACUCUAGGGUGGCAGACUAGAACCAUUCCUGACCUGGGGUUCACCAGGCAUUUAAUGUCUGGCCAUAUCUACCAUGUCAUGUUAGCCCUAGAACGGUGGGUUUCUGGCCUGGCACUCGCUGUUCAACCCUGAGAUCACAUGCUAUUACUCCCUGAGCAGAAUGUUCACUGGCUCAUGGCUGUCAUCCUCCAGCUGAUGCAGCUCCCCCCACCCCCAGGUGCUCUAGCCUUGUCCUCUGAGCAGCCCUCAUGCUCUCAGUCUUGCUGCAUUCAGGCUGCCAGCCAGCCUGGCCACGGGGCUGUCAUCCUGAGACUGGUGCUCCUGCCGCUUAGGUCUUCCGAGUCUGUCUAUAAACAGCCCUCUGGCGGCUUCUCUUAGCUCCCAGCUUUUCCUUCUUUGGGUAAAUCCGCAGCAGGAUGUUGCAGAGUGGAGUGGAGUAGAGUAAUCCUUGGAACUUUCCGGGGGGGGGGGGGGGAUGCUGGCCAACUGUUCAGACUGUAAUAAUCUGUAGCCCAGGCUGGCUCUUUCCCAUUCGUGCCCCCCCCCCAGCUGUCCCCUCACUCUCUGAUACUUGUUCUUGAGCAUUAGAUUAGGGGUGAACCAGGACCCAGUCUUAAAUGGCCAGCUGGGAGUGAGUGACAAGUGUUCUCUCAGGCCUGGGGGCUCAGGAAAAUCCCUUGUGCCCAGCUCUGCCUUGGGGGAACUCCUUCCCUUUGCUAAAGUUAGACCACUUCGCCUGAAGGUUGAGGGCUGACUCCUGGAUUUGACUCUGCAUGUGGGAUGAGGCUCGUGGUUCCUUUGGUGUCCCUCCAGGACCUUGGCCUGUCCCAGACAUCCCUGUCAGUACAUCCCUGGAGCCCCCGGCUAGAGCUUUGUGGCUGGUCCUUUGAGGCCCAGGCUCCCGCAGACAUGAUUACCACCUUGUUUUCAGACAGGCUCAGACCUGCUUUCAGACGGGCUCAGAUUUCUCUUGUAUGAUUGGUGCUGUCUGGUUUAGCCAGACCAAGGCCUGUAGAAACUGAGUUUUCCAUCUACUCCAACCUCUCAGCACAAAGUACUGCCUCUGCCAUCCCACAGACAGCUUGGAUUUACCUCAGGAGUUAGCUGGGAACCAGAGAGCAAGAAUCUGCCCUGAUGGAGUCAAGAGGAUGGUGCCAGACAGUGGGCAUCACUCCUUUUUUAAAUUUAUUUUUAUUUACUUUGGUGUUUUGCCAUGGAUGCUGGGUCUCAUGAAACUAAAGUUAUAGAUAGUUGUGAGCUGCCGUGUGGGUACUGGGAAUUGAACCCAGGUCCUCUGGAAGAGCAGUCAGUGCUCUUAGCCACUGAGCUGUCUCCCCAACCCAUUGCUCUUAUAUCAUCAGAGGGCACAAUGGACCUGCUACUUCCCAGGUCAAGGCCAUAGAGCACCCUGCCAAUGAGUCCAGGCCUAGCACUUCUGGGGAGUUCACAGCAUUUUCUUUCUCUCUUGAUUUACUUUUAGAUACAGAUCUCACUCUGUAGACCAAGCUGGCCUCAGACUCAUAGAGUCUGCCUCUGCCACCUGAGUGCUAGGGUUAAAGGCUGCGCCACCACUGCCCACACAAGCAGUGAAAUGAAAAUGUUGUCAGGUGAGUGCCCAUAAUUUGGGAAGGAGUAGAGAGAUCAGAAGUUUGAGAUCAUCAUCAGUUAUAUAGCAAAUUUAAGGCCAACCUGGAAUACAAAAGCCCUGAGCCCCACUUGGGUAUCUUCUGUGACUCUGGGAACAGCCACACUCGUGUUCUCAGGUCUUUGUUUUUUGAGACAAGGUCUUUCUACAUAGCCUUGGUUGUUCUGGAACUCACCAUGUAGACCAGGCUGGCCUUACUCACUGAGAUCCUCCUGCCUGUGCCUCUUGAGUGCCGGGAUUAAAGGUGUAUGCCGCUAUACCUGGCUGCCAACAUUGAUUCCUAACUGUCAUUUGUACGUAGAAAAGAAGUGGAGCUCUACAGAACUUGAGCACCUUUCCACUUACAUGUCAUAGCUGGUUCUAAUUAUCAUGGAGAAACAAUCGUUCUUGAUGGGGGGGGGGCACGGAGACUCCCCCUCCUCCUCUGGAGCACGGUUGGCCUUUCUGGAGGCAGUGCAGGGUGCUCUGCACAGAAAAAGUGGGCAGGUAGGUUUUAGUGACACCUGGCUUAUGGACACUUGCCCCGGAGUUCAGAGGCAAAUUUCCACCCUCAGGUCUUCCUGCUGUUUCAUCCCUUGCUGCAGCUGCUUCUGAUCUCAGCAGCUCCUUAGGACAGCAAUACACUCGGAUGUCCAGGACUGACCUAGAUGACAGGUGCCAGGUCUACCUCAAGUCCAUCUAGUCCUGUCCCAAAUGGAACUACCCAUUUCAGGUAUGUGUGAAAUGCCUUGUCACCUCAAUUCCUGAUAAACUCUGUGCAAGUCUCCCCUGGUGGCUUCACUGUCAUUCCUGCAAAGCACCCUCCCCAGCCAUGUAAGUCAGAUUCCCUGUGCUCUGCAGUUUACCGAGUUUCUUCAAAGGACACAUCUCCAUGUGCACCCAUCUGUCCCUGUGGCCCCUGCUGCAUCCUGGUUAGGGAUUUGUUGCUGAUCUGUCUCUGAUGUCACCCCCAUUCUCAAGUCUGUGGUUUGGGUGGCCACCUUUCUAUUAUACAUUCGUUGAAUUUUGGACAUCUUGAGGUUUGAGGGUGCUCAUCAGGAUUCUCUGGAGUCUUGUCAGGUAUGCGCCUGGUCUGAGGUAUGAAGCAUUUUAGAAAGGUGCCUCCCUCAGGAUGUCACCAGCACUGUGUUUAACUUGCUUGCCCGCUGUGUACUCCGCCUUCGCCAUCCACACUGUCCAGCCUCCUUUGGGGACACUGUCUUCACUGCUGAGCCUGUUGAGGGGUGGACCUGAGCUCUGCAGCUUAGACCUUGCCCCCUUUAGCCCUUUGUUCACACCAAUGCCAACCUGAGGCUUUAGCACUCUACAGUGAGGUUGGUCCCAUGUCCUUUGAUAUACCUGUAUGUAUGGCGCUGAGCGCUGCCUUACUUUAGGCAGAUUCCUGUUUGGAACCUGCCAUGGAACGUGGUCUGAGGGGGCUGGAGAGAUGGCUCAGAGGACCUGAGUUCAAUUCCCAGCAACCACAUGGUGGCUCACAACCAUCUGUAAUGGGAUCUGGUGCCCUCUUCUGGCCUGCAGAGACAACAUGCAGGCAGAACACUGUAUACAUACAUAAAUAAAAAAGAUUAAAAAAGAAAAAAUUGGGGCCAGGUGGUGGGCAGACAGAUCUGAGUUCUGAAUCCAGGCAGGCAGAGGCAGCCUGGAUACUAUAGAGUUCCAGGCCAACGUUUCAGUCUUCUGAGACUGAAGAACAAAAUGAAAACAAAAGAACUGGGGUACAGAGAUAAGCAAAACUGCCAAGAUUGGUCAGAUGUGGCAAAUACUUGUUACGCCAGUAUAGAGACUGGUUCUCUGUUCAAUGUAUGAGAAACCUGUUUUCUUGACUCUGGAGUGUAGAUUCUAAUCACCCCCUGGCUAGGAUGAAGUGUACAGAUUUUGUUUCUCUUCCAGGGGUCCAGGUCAUGCCAAGAAAAGUCAAAUUUCCUCUUUGUAUUUAGAAAACUUUUGAGGUGGUGAGAGGCUUCGUGUCGAGGCCUAGAGCUUUGGGCAUUGGGUCUGGGUUGACCCUGAGCUCUGACUCAAUCUGGUUUGUCUGCUCCAAGCUUCCUGCAGCUCUACUUCUGUCCUACAGACAGUGCUGGAGCUCUACGAGGCUUUCCUGGGGGCCUAGAGUGGACCUGCUGGGUCGUUAUUCUCCAAGGGGCACUGCCUUCCCACAAACUAUGGAGAUAGACCACGGACAGCUCUGACAGGGUAUGGCAUUUUUCUCCCAGAAUGUACAGCUUGGGCUUUAAAAUCUUCCGACCCAUUUGCACUAGAUUGAGUCUAAGGAUAUAAAAGGGUUUCUUUUGGCCAACACACUGAGCUUGAGUGGCACUAUCUUAUUGGCACACUUCCUCAUCUGCUCCCAUGUUAGAAUGAACCUAUUAGAAUAAAACCAUUAUCCUCAACCCGGUCUCGAAAAAACAAACAAACAAACAAAACACAUUAUCCUCAACACCUGUAAUUUGAAGUUAUUAAAUGUUACUAGAACAGGAUGGCUGUUUGUGCUAGGCAGCCAUGAUGCACACACCUAGCACUUGGGAGGCAGAGGCGGGUGGAGUUCCAAGCCAGCUUGGAUUGCAUAGCAAGACUGUUCAUUUGGAGAAAUUUCUUGAGUCUUAUUUGGUGGUGACAGUAAGAUUGUUAUUCUGAAGUGUUAGUCACGAAUACUUCCAGGUUCAUUAUUCCAAAUGUGUGGAGAUUAGGGGACAACUUCGUGAUGGAGUCAGUUCUUUCUACCAUUGGUUCCGGGAAUCAAACUCCAGGCUUACGUGGCAAAUGCUUUACCUGCUGAACCAUCUUGCUGGCCUUUGGUAUUCAUUGUUGUCAAGGGGUUCUCCUGUAUUUCAAGAGCUAAGUUUUCUGUUAGGUGACAUCACGGAAUGAGUAAGACCAUUUUAGGGAAUGGGCUCACUCCAAGCUAAAAAGGGAUGAAUUCUGGAUCCGUUCAGGUCUACUUGCCUGUGUCUCAGAAGGGGACUGCAUGGUUGCUCUGCCGUCAGGCAGGUGAAGCUGGUCAUGUGUGCAGUCUCCUCUUCCUACUCUGAGAAACAAUGAGGCCCGUUUUCUGCUGAGUUACAUACACUCUGCUUCCCUCCUGGCUGACAGGAGGAGGGACCUUGGCACCCAUCCCCACCGUCCUAUAAAACAGCCACUGCUACGCUGAGGGUUUAUCGUAGAAUAGAUUUAUUUACCUGAAAUCAUGUCUGUUACUAGCACAGAGAGAAACUGACCUCUAUUUCCAGUCUACAGUCAAACAUGCGCCGUGAGAAGCUGUGAGCUGACGCUGAGCACUUUAUUACAAUAAAUGCACACAAUACUUGUAUCGCACCAACAUCUGUCUACUGCUUCUGAGUUCAUUAAAUAAAUUACAUUAAUACAGUGUGAAACAGCUGGCUACACACCCAAAAAACAACUGAAGUUAGGACCGGAGGCCUAUGUUGUAACCAUUCAACAGCUGUAGUGUUUUAAUUGAAUUUAUAAAUAAGCAAACUGUACAGGGCCAAUUAGAAAGCAUGUUUCAAUGUCACUGUAGAGCAAUCUGGCUGCUUACAACUGAAGGCAUGCAUUACAAUUAUCAUACAGCUAUAGAGGCUAUGACAUUCUGUAGAGAAAUAUGGAGACUUGGCUGAUGGCUUCUAUUCUUGGAUAAGGUUUCAGAACCUCAUUCUUCUUUCAGCAAAGAAACCAAACUUCUCUGGAGAGGCUCUCUGCUUCUUUAUGCUAAAUUGUACACGUUAUUAUUUUGAUUAAACAGCUAAAACCCCACUGGUAAUACACAUUUCCUCCACAUCACACAGUGAGUUGGGAACUGUUUCUAGUUUUCUUUUCCCCAACAUCAGUCAUGCAGAGGGCUGGUAGAUGUGUUGCUAACAACGCACAUGCACGCACCCGAACACCCUUACAUUUCUGCAAAUGGUUUAGGAAGCGGUUACUCCAGUAUUGCUGAAAAGGAAAGAGAGAGGAAAUCAGCUUCUUGAAAUAUAGAGCAAUGUUAGAACAACUUCCCAAGACACCAACAGAGACAGACAGAAAGAACACUGCAUUUGGUCUAGAGGCAAGACCAGCAUUUCUAACUAAGUGUCCUACGUGCUACCUGUCGUAUCUACAAGCAGUGGCCUGGUGACUGCUCUUGUGCUUCCUGCCGCCGCCAGCUCCUAACAAAGCCCCACAAGGCAGAAACUCUAAGGCGUGUCAGGUAUGAGGGCAGUGGGAGCGGGAGAUCUCGGUAGCCAUGCAGAGAGUGAGGCAGUGGAGCAGAGUGGCAGGCACCAGGUGGGGGAAGGCCUUCCUGCUCCCUCCCUCAUCUCCAUGACAGCAGUCCUGGGCUGCAGGCUCAGCUCUGCUUGAAAGGUUGGAAGGCUUUUUCAACUGCAAGGGUUGCUCUUGAGGAAAUUUGGGAGUUCAUGCAUGGCGAAGGGCAGCCAUGCCUCUGCCUCUUGGCUUAUGGGCAUUGUAGGCACCGAGCCAGAGCUGUGGUCUGUGACACUGUUGGGCUGAGACCCUAGUUUAAGGAUGCUAUAAGGGGCUGUGAGGUGGCGGGCCUUCCCCAGCCCUGGCAGCGCCCUAGCUUCUGGGGAAUGCAUCACCUGCAUUUUACUGAGUGGGCUGCAGCGCUGAACCUUUGAUACAGCUUUACCAAGAGGUUACUCAAGAAAACCUCAAAGAUGAGUUCCAGGUUAGACUGUUCUGUUGGGUUGAGGACAGCAUUGCCUAUCCAUGUACUACUGUCCCUUCUUGAAGGUGCUGGGUGAGAGUAAGGCCGUCUGUGGGCUGGGACUAUGCUGUUGGCCUUGGUACUAAGUAUUCCUGGCUCAGGGCAGCAGUGAUCUAAACUGUUCAUCUGUUGGUGUUGACCUGGCUGCCAAAACAGUCUCUGUGGAUGUUAAGGACCACAGUACCAUCAAGGAUGCAAACAUAUUUGUGUCAUUGAACCGAGGAGGAUCAGCUGACUGACUCGGCCUCUCAGGGCUCUAGUCCUGCUAGCUGCACUUCUGUGUUUGAUCCACUCAAUCAUUUCAACACUUAUGACAUCCAAAAAUGGCAAAAACUUGCCUUUUUCCUGAGAAUCAUUACUCCCUGCAGCACCCAGAGGUCUCACUUGAUUGAACUCAAGGGUCAGUUGCUGUGUUCCUUUAGAACCAGGCACUUUCUCUUGCUUGCCUCUCUGCCAUGUGCAACUAAGAGCUAGUUCAUACCAGGAGGUUGGUUUAAUGGCCACUCUCACUAGGACAUAUCCUAUAAAGGUGACAAAAUUUCCUAUAGAAUCAGUCAUCUAUCUGUAGCCAGUGAAAAUCCAAAGCCUUGGAACAUGUUUGGCACUAGAGGUGGCACAGCUCCUUCAGCUUGAGGUCAGUCAGGUCACAAGAGCCUCUUCCCCACAACUCACAAAAAUCAUUGUCCCGGGUAGUGUCUAUGCUGGAGUCUGUGUAGUGAGCAGCUGGCAUCCCUGUUUCCUUACGAAGUGGCUGCCUGGUGGGCACAGGAGCCAUGCAGCCCACUAGCAACAGGGGCCAUCUCAUUCAGUGGCAUCACCUGUACACAGGCCACAGCACCCCAAUCCCACAGAGAAGAUACUCACGUUAGUUGAUGGAUGUUGGAAGGCAUUGGAGGAAAACACCACAGUUAGGACUGUUAAUGACUCACAUUGCCGUUAAGACUGACCUUGAACAUGCGCAAACGUUCAUCAGAGUCAUGGUGGUGAUUAGUGCCACAUUCAAAUAAAAAUAGUUCUAUACAAUAUGUUCAUUUGGUCAUGUGCUAUUUACAGAUUUUACAAAACAUACACACACAUACACACACACACACUUGCCCUUACACCAGGCUACAUACAACAGGCCAGCAGAAACUUGCAUAAAUGUGUAUCACAUGACAGAUCGUGCCUAUACAUCACAAAUAAAAUCCUACUAUGCAGCAGAACAGGAUCCUUCCCCUCAGGAACAGGAAAACUAAGGCUCUAAGCUGAGAAGUUUGAACUGAUUAUAGAUAGUUCAAGGCAGGCCAUUAAGAACAAGACAGUUAUUUUUCUCUGUCCAUUUAAAAUGUUUUAUUUUUCUUUUAAACUAGAUUGUGAAGUGCCACUGAAUAGGCAAUGUUGGCAAAAACAAUGUCUGUUACAAUAAAAUACAUUAGACAUUUAAAUAAAUAACCUUAAAAACUAGGCAAAGGGACAGAAACCCAGUUGAUUGAAUCUGGAGCAAUGUUUUCUGCACAAGCGAGAACAGGCAAACCUCUCGUGAAGACGGAUGUAAACAGAACCAUCAGACCUACAGAAGAAGCCGAGCGGGCUGGGGUGGGCUGGGGGUGACAGAGGCUGAGGGUGCAGGAAGUGGCAAACCAAAAAUACUGACUGAGGUAGCAGGACUCUGCUCAGUGCAGAAAAAUUGGCUUAUGAAUAAAAAUUAGACUGUGAUAUCAAAUUAAAUCCAGAGAAUCAUGCAAAGGACACAAUACAUGCUAUUUAGUUUUU
Molecule: messenger RNA, 13964 nt
Organism: Alexandromys fortis (reed vole)
Lineage: Eukaryota; Metazoa; Chordata; Mammalia; Rodentia; Cricetidae
Gene: Anapc7
Product: anaphase promoting complex subunit 7
Exons: 10
Coding region: 91-1704 (537 amino acids)
Biological process (GO): protein ubiquitination; positive regulation of mitotic metaphase/anaphase transition; cell division
Cellular component (GO): anaphase-promoting complex
Molecular function (GO): protein binding
Source: RefSeq, a predicted model, not a curated record